Messenger RNA from Callithrix jacchus (white-tufted-ear marmoset), 3265 nucleotides. It is a transcript of the gene HMMR, whose product is annotated as hyaluronan mediated motility receptor. Gene Ontology annotation, molecular function: hyaluronic acid binding. NCBI's taxonomy places the organism in Eukaryota, Metazoa, Chordata, Mammalia, Primates, Cebidae. The record is from RefSeq and is a predicted model, not a curated record. Gene Ontology annotation, cellular component: membrane.
GCGCUUGCGCAAAUGAUAUUGGUUCCUAGGUUACAACUGAGUAACGCUGGGAAUGACUGGGUGGGUUGGUUGUAUGGGUGGGGCGAGGUCUCCUAUUGGCUGCUCGCCUAAACUCACAGGCCAGCUAAUUCGACGCAGUCAGAAACCAGCAUUCUUUCUUCGUGUUCCUGUGCAGGAUUGGUGUGCCCAGGGGUUUGGCUUUCCAAUUGGCCAGCGCCUGGAUGGGAGGGGAAUAUGGGGAGAUUUGAAUUUGAAGCCGGUAGGCAGUGAUAAUCCGCAUUCAGUUGCGGAGGAGUGCCAAUGACUGUCGGUGUCUGGAGCUGGCCGUCAACAUGUCCUUUCCUAAGGCGCCGCUGAAACGAUUCAAUGACCCUUCUGGUUGUGCACCAUCUCCAGGUGCUUAUGAUGUUAAAACUUCAGAGGUAUUGAAAGGACCAGUAUCCUUUCAGAAAUCACAAAGGUUUAAACAACAAAAAGAUUCUAAACAAAAUCUUAAUGUUGACAAAGAUACUACCUUGCCUGCUUCAGCUAGAAAAGUUAAGUCUUCAGAAUCAAAGAAAGAAUCUCAAAAGAAUGAUAAAGAUUUGAAGAUAUUAGAAAAAGAGAUUCGUGUUCUUAUACAGGAACGUGGUGCUCAGGACAGGCAGAUCCAGGAUCUGGAAACGGAGUUGGGAAAGACAGAAGCAAGGCUAAAUGCUGCAUUCAGGGAAAAAACAUCUCUCUCUGCAAAUAAUGCUGCUCUGGAAAAGCAACUUAUUGAAUUGACCAGGACUAAUGAACUACUAAAAUCUAAGUUUUUGGAAAAUGGUAAUCAGAAGAAUUUGGGAAUUCUAAGCUUGGAGCUGAUGAAACUUCGAAACAAAAGAGAAACAAAGAUGAGGGAUCUGAUGGCUAAGCAAGAAGGCAUGGAGAUGAAGCUGCAGGUCACCCAAAGGAGUCUAAAAGAGUCUCAGGGGAAAAUAGCCCAACUGGAGGGAAAACUUGUUUCAAUAGAGAAAGAAAAGAUUGAUGAAAAAUCUGAAACAGAAAAACUCUUAGAAUAUAUCCAAGAAAUUAGUUGUGCUUCAGAUCAAGUGGAAAAAUACAAGCUAGAUAUUGCCCAGUUAGAAGAAAAUUUGAAGGAGAAGAAUCAUGAAAUUUUAAGCCUUAAGCAGUCUCUUGAGGAAAAUACUGUUAUAUUAUCUAAACAAGUAGAAGACCUAAAUGUGAAAUGUCAGCUGCUUGAAAAAGAAAAAGAAGAUCACGUCAACAAGAAUAGAGAACACAAUGAAAAUCUAAAUGCUGAGAUGCAAAACUUAAAACAUAAGUUUAUUCUUGAGCAACAGGAACUUGAAAAGCUUCAACAAAAAGAAUUACAAGUUAAUUCACUUCUGCAACAAGAGAAAGAAUUAUCUUCUAGUCUUCAUGAGAAGCUGUGUUCCUUUCAAGAGGAAAUGGUUAAAGAGAAGAAUCUCUUUGAGGAAGAAUUAAAACAAGCACUGGAUGAGCUUGAUAAACUACAGCAAAAGGAGGAACAAUCUGAACAGCUGGUCAAGCAAUUGGAAGAGGAAACAAAAUCUAGAGCUGAAGAAUUAAAACUCCUAGAAGAAAAGCUGAAAGGGAAGGAAGCUGAACUGGAGAAAAGUAGUGCUGCUCACACCCAGGCCACCCUGCUCUUGCAGGAAAAAUACAACAGUACAGUGCAAAGCCUUGAAGAUGUUACUGCUCAAUUUGAAAGCUAUAAAGCAUUAACAGCCAGUGAGAUUGAAGAUCUUAAGCUGCAGAACUCAUCAUUACAGGAAAAAUUGGCCAAGGCUGGAAAAAAUGCAGAUGAUAUUCAGGGUCAGAUAUUGGCAACCGAGAGUUCAAAUCAAGAAUAUGCAAGGAUGCUUCUAGAUCUGCAGACCAAGUCAGCACUAAAAGAAAGAGAAAUUAAAGAAAUCACAGUUUCUUCUUUUCAAAAAAUAACUGAUUUGCAGAACCAACUCCAGCAACAAGAGGAAGAUUUUAGAAAACAACUGGAAGAUGAGGAAGCAAGAAAAGCUGGAAAAGAAAAUAAAAUGGCACAAUUAACUGAAGAAAUUAACAAGUGGCGUCUCCUUUACGAAGAACUGUAUAAUAAAGUAAAACCUUUCCAGCUACAAUUAGAUGCUUUUGAAGCAGAAAAACAGGCAUUGUUGAAUGAACGUGGUGCUGCUCAGGAAGAGCUAGAUAAAAUAAGAGAUUCAUAUGCUGAAUUAUUGGGUCAUCGGAAUUUAAAACAAAAAAUCAAGCAUGUCGUGAAGUUGAAAGAUGAAAAUAGCCAACUCAAAUCGGAAGUAUCAAAACUCCGCUGUCUGCUUGCAAAAAAAAAACAAAGUGAGACAAAACUUCAAGAUGAAUUGAAUAAAGUCCUAGGUAUCAAACGCUUUGAUCCUUCAAAGGCUUUUCAUCAUGAAAGUAAAGAAAAUUUUGCCCUGAAAACCCCAUUAAAAGAAGGCAAUACAAACUGUUACUAAGCCCCUGUGGAGUGUCAGGAACGAUGGAAGUAAACCUCUGAAAAACCUGAUUAUUUCAUUCAUACUGUUACUGAUAUUGUUAUUCUGUUUGACAUGGGUAUUUUAUAAUGUUGUAUUUAAUUUUAACUGCCUAUCCGUAAGUAUGUGAAAGGAGCAUUUUUUACCAAAGUGUCUAUUCACAUUUUAUUUUUUCUUAUAAAUACCACCUUCCUAAUGCUCACCUUUAUCAUCUCAUUCUGAACCCUCUCACUGGCUUUCCAGCUAGCAGUGCAUCUGAUCAACUCAACAUUCCUUUAAAAGUCAGUAUCAUGUUAUUAUCCCCCUGUUCUGAAACCUUAAUUUCAAGAGCCUAAUCCCCAGAUUUUUCAGCUUGAUCCUGGAGGUCUUUUCUAGUCUGAGCUUCUUUAGCUAGGCUGAAACACCUGGGCAUAUUCUGGCCUCUACUUUGAUUCUAAUAAUGCUCACUCUGUCCUACCUAUUAUCCUUCCGCCUGUCCAGUUCAAAUAAGAAAUAAGGACAAGCCUAACUUCAUAGGAACCUUUCUAUCUUUAAUUAGUUGGUUAAUAAUUUACAGGUUCUUAGGCUCCAUCCUAUUUGUAUUAAAUCUGGCCUUUAAGCCUGCAUUUUUAACUAAGUCUUCAGUUAAUUCUUAGAUACACUAAAAAUUCAAGAAACUCUGCAUGUAACUAUUACUUUAUAGUUUGUCAUAUACUGCUUGUCAUCUGCAUGUCUACUGAGCAUUUAAUAUUUAUGUAAUAUGAAAUAAAGUUAUACAGUAAGUCAUUUAA